This is a messenger RNA of Prorocentrum cordatum, 669 nucleotides long. Lineage: Eukaryota; Dinophyceae; Prorocentrales; Prorocentraceae. The record is from the annotation of a GenBank genome assembly.
AUGGAUCGGGGGACUCUUCGGGAGGCGAGAGACCCCACCGCGGUCCUGAUAAAGCGCAUCAGUGCCCUGGGGACCCUAGCCGGGCGGCCAGGGGAUUGGUGGUGCCCGAAGUGCUGCGACCUCCAGUUCGCCAAGAACGCGGAGUGCCGAAACUGCGGCGCGCCCAGGGUCGACAGCAGUCCUGGGGAGAUCCCAGAUCCCGAAGUGUGGCUGCAGGGUCACGACGUGGAGGAAGACGUGAAGGCCAAGUUCCUGGGGCUGAGCGCCGCGCAGCAGAAGGCAAUCAUCUCGAGGGGCUCGCUGCGGGGCGCCAACAACCCUACGGCCGUGCUACAAACUCGCAUCAGCAACGCCCUUGGCGACGGCUGGAGCGACGGCGGCAAGGGCGGCGGCAAGGAUCCGUGGAGCGCCUGGGGCAGCUGGGAUCCUUGGGGCGGCUAUGGUGGAAAGGGCAAGGGCGGCAAAGGCUGGGACAUGUGGGGCGGCUGGGGCGGCGGCUGGGGCGGCGGCUGGGGCGGCGGCUGGGGCGGUGGCUGGGGCGGCAAGGGCGGCGGCGACUGGGGCUACGGCCCGAGCAUCAGCGAGAUCUUCAGGGCUGGCUUCCAGAAGGGGUGGAGCGGCGACCCCUACGGAGGCGGCAGCAAGGGCAAGGGCAAGGGCAAGAAGUAA